Phyllostomus discolor (pale spear-nosed bat) is the source of this 995-nucleotide messenger RNA. RefSeq names its product ribonuclease T2 (gene RNASET2). The record is from RefSeq and is a predicted model, not a curated record. Gene Ontology annotation, molecular function: ribonuclease T2 activity; RNA binding. The transcript is spliced from 9 exons. Gene Ontology annotation, cellular component: extracellular region. Bases 45 to 818 code for a protein of 257 amino acids. Gene Ontology annotation, biological process: RNA catabolic process. Lineage: Eukaryota; Metazoa; Chordata; Mammalia; Chiroptera; Phyllostomidae.
AGCCUUCGCGCCCCUGCAGGGUCCCUCCCCGAGGUCUCGGCGCGAUGAAGCCUGCAGCGGCUGGCCGCGCCUUCCUGUGCUCCUUCUGCCUGGCCCUCUGCUCCCUUUGCUGCGCGCAGGUGCUCUGGAGAAGUGGCGACCACGAGUGGAAGAAGCUGAUUAUGGUUCACCACUGGCCUACGACCGUGUGCAUGGAAGUCGGAAACAACUGCAGGAGCCCCCCGGAUUACUGGACCAUACACGGACUCUGGGCCGACAAAGCGGAGGAGUGCAACCGCUCCUGGCACUUCGACUUGAACGAGAUUAAGGAUCUGUUGCAAGACAUGAAGGUGUACUGGCCCGAUUUCCUCCACUCGCCUUCCAAUCGCAGCUCCUUCUGGAAGCACGAGUGGGAGAAGCACGGGACCUGCGUCGCGCAGCUGGAGGCCCUCAACUCCCAGCAGAAGUACUUUGGCAAGGGCCUGGACCUGUACCGCGGGCUCGCCCUGAACAGCGCGCUGCUGAAGCUGGGGAUCCGGCCGUCCGGCAACUACUACCAGAUUUCAGAUAUCAAAGAUGCCCUUGCCAGCCUGUACGGGGUCGUCCCUAAAGUCCAGUGCCUUCUGCCACAGCAGGACGAGGAGGUGCAGGCCCUCGGCCAGAUCGAGCUCUGCUUCACGAAGGACCUGCAGCUGCGCAACUGCACGGACCCCGGGGAGCCGCCGCGGGAGCCCGCGGGCGGCAGGGGGCGUGCGCGGCCGGCGGGGGCGCUGUGGGGCCUGGAGGUCUGCGAGGACGGCCCGGUCUUCUACCCCCCGCCCCCCGAGGGCGGGCGCUGAGGCCCCGCCCCGAAGUGCGCCGGUUCGGUUGGGAGCGCAGGAGACCCUCGCCGAGCGCGGCGGCGGCGCGGCCCCGUGUUCCUGGCGGCCGCCGUUCAGCCCGAUCGUUCUGCUUUCACGUCUCGUCUGAGAGUGGAGUUUGCAGUGCUCGGAAUAAAGCCACGUUUUCUCUUUUUC